UCCUGUGAUGGCAGACACAAGUCUCGCUCUUACCAUAUUUUUAUUUUGCCUUUCUGGAUCAAUGAACGUUAAAGCUGUCACCCUGUACUUCAGGACAGGCGGGACCUUCACCCUGGAUCCUGGACUACCUGGGAUCCCAAGAAACAUCCUCUGGACACAUGGAUCUGACAAGGCUGUGGAGUGGCGCGGACAAGCUGAAAAACUGGAAACCUAUACAUACCGGGAAUUUAAAGAUAAAUCCACAUUGAACCUCACAACAGGAGCGCUGACAGUGAGAGACUUGGUCAAAGACUUAAGCGGUACAUACAAGCUGGAGUUGACCACCGAGAGGGGACUCAGCGAGUUCACACAGACAGUGGAGGUUCUUGAUCCUGUACCCAAGCCUGAGGUUUCCUGUGUUCAGGAAGGUAACACCACCCGUCUCUUCUGCUUUGCUAAAGACCAUCAAGUGCAGUUUCGUUGGUCAGGGCCAGACCUUGAUGGAAUGUCAUGGGGACCCAUGAACGGAUCUGCUGACAUUAUUAUUGGAAAACAAGGCAGCUACAGCUGUGAAGUAAAAAAUCCAGUCAGUGAAAAGAAACAGAGCUUCCACACCAAGGACUGUGGCUCUACAGAAGAUUGGACAACCAUCAUUGCAGUCAUUGUGGCCAUGGUCCUGAUCUUUAUCCUGACUGUAAUAGCAUGCUUCAUAAAAAAGCACUGCACGCGCAAAGGGAGUGAUGGAAACAAGCCCGGAGUGGCUAAACGGGAGGAUCGGGAUAACUCCCGACGCACCCUGACGUAA
Messenger RNA from Myripristis murdjan (pinecone soldierfish), 784 nucleotides. RefSeq names its product CD48 antigen-like. Gene Ontology annotation, cellular component: membrane. The transcript is spliced from 6 exons. The coding region runs from base 8 to 784 and encodes 258 amino acids. NCBI's taxonomy places the organism in Eukaryota, Metazoa, Chordata, Actinopteri, Holocentriformes, Holocentridae. The record is from RefSeq and is a predicted model, not a curated record.